CUCGACUAACACCUCCGCUCUGCGUGCAGCCUAGUUUCCUGCGAUGGACUUUCUUCCAUAUCCUGAUGACCCUGCGCAAGCGGGCAUCGAGGUUCCGUUUUUCUGCACUGACGCGAACUUGGCACGAUAUGUGCCUCCAGAAGCCUUUUCUGUUGACUUCCCGUCUUCCAUCAUUGAUUAUUUGUUUUUGAAAAUGGCUGAAUCAAACGAUAUGCUCGAGAUUGCUGUGCUUGCGCAGGCAGGCAUCUACCUACGCGUUCUUCGCGAGCUCGUCGGUGAGAGCUUUGACGUUCGCGACUUCGUCACCACUGGCACCUUGGACCCUGGAUUACGAGUCAUCACACUGAGGAGGUUGAAUGAAUCUUGCGGCUGGAGCAAGAAGUGGUUAUUCGACAGGGAUAAGGUAUUUCAGCAGCUUCUUCAGGACCUGUUUCGCGGAAAUCAACACGCUACGUCCGCGUUUUUCCAAUGUGUGGCCCUGCUUGAGACGUUCGAGCCGCCCUGCUGGACUAUCGGUUUCUCGAUUUGGGCGCUUCUAUGGUCAGUAUCCCCUCGAAGAACGUCGCGAUUCUAUGAAUUCCGUCGACGUACGGGGGCUCAAUGGCCGGAGCAUCGACUGAUAGGGGCUGGUUGGUGCCCGUACUGGACACGUGUCUACGCUCAAAAGCUCUCACCCAUUCAGCUGUACUACAUGUCUGGUAUACCGCAUGUACGUCACGCUGGCCACGGUGAAUGUCCACCCGCCGGGCCCUGCACAGUCUACGACGUCGAAUAUGCGACCUAUCAGACAAAGCAUGCAACGAGCUGCAGUAAGACAGAUUGUGCUUUUCGCGGCGUUGAUGGCAGGCGACUUGAUGAUUUAUCUUCGAUAAUCUCUCGGGGCGGCAUUCCACUUAUUCGACUACGGCCGAGAGACGACAGCCCGAGCGCUCAUAUUGACAUUGAAGUCGUAGAGCAUGCUUAUGGCAAACCAUAUAUCGCCAUCUCUCAUGUGUGGUCUGGUGGUCUUGGCAAUUUCUCGGAAAAUACGCUUCCGCAGUGCCAGCUAGACUUCCUCUAUCGGAGCGCUCGUUCCUGCAGGCAGAAAUUGUAUGGAGCAAAGGCCAACAAGCACGACAUAUCUUAUGGCAAUCGCGAUGGUGGUAGAGAUCUAACGGAAACCACUGACUGGCUCGAAGGCGAUAUAUCACUGCUUCCCCUCUACUAUGGUUUAAAAGGCUGGUUCUGGCUUCAAAAUGCAUUAGAGCGUGUCGUUCUCGGUGCCACUGGCGAAGACACGUCUACAAUAUACCUGUGGAUAGACACACUAUGCAUUCCAGCCAACCCAGCGCCGGACGAAAAACGUCUUCAAAGGAAGGCAAUCGACAGCAUGGCUCUAGUAUACUCCAUGGCAAUGCAAGUCUUGGUAAUCGAUCAGUCAGUCAGAGAGCUCUCAGUACAGACAGAAACUGGGCUCUCACUUGCAGCAGAGCUAAUGAGCUGUCCGUGGAUGACACGCAGUUGGACGUACCAGGAAGGCUCGCUGUCACGCCAGACAACUUUCCUCUUGAUGGAUGGGUGGGUCAACCCGAAACACCUGUCAUUGCUCAACGCCGGUGGUGUUGUUCGGAAGCCGCCACGGACCUUCGUCAAAGCUCUCAUGAGAGAAUUUCUUGAUGGACUCAAUGAUAUGCCAGACUUACUAAACAGAAGCGUCCAUGGCUCAUCGCCACAGGAACCGGCACUCUUUGUCCAGAUAUGGAAUGAUCUCGCGUCCAGAAGGACAAGCAUACCGGAUGAUUUGCACGGUCUCCUCGCCGUCCUGCUCGGUUUAAGCGCACAAGAAAUUCUUGAUCCGCAAAUGCGAUCACACAAGUCAGACGCCGGCGAAGAUAAGAGGGUGCCGGCAUACGACGACCAAAAAACACGAAGCUCGGCUGAGCGGAUGCUGGCAGUGUAUCUGUCACAAGCAUCCUUGCCGUUGUCAAUGAUAUUCACGUCUUUUCCUCCAAAUACGCCAAUGUGUAACAAUAAUGACUGGAUGCCUCGAUUCCCAACUGGAUCAUUGGAUCUAGAGUUCGGGACCAUGAGAUGGGACUGCAGCGGACUGGAUAAGAUCGGUGGACUGAGUUUUUCCCUACGAAAUUCUAAUCUGGAGGCGGUGAUGACACAGUCCAGCGUAGAAACUCUGAACGGAACAAUUUUCUCAAGCCCGAGCCUUUUGCGCACGACACAUUUGCCUAACAAUGAGAAAGGUGUCAACACGAUAUCUGUCUUCUUGAACCCCAAUUCGUUGGAAAAUUUACGUCGCGUGCCAGCAGGAUCUACACUUUGUAUUCUUAUACACGCACGAACAAACCUCGGGGCGUGCUGCUUUCUAUCUGAUAAGGAAAACGAUGUAGAUGCUCGAAUGCGGUUAAAUUUCAUCUGCCCGUUGACAUGGGAAUUGCAAUCUACCACCAGAGGUAUCCAAUCGAACGCUGGCGGAGAUAUUGUGGAUUUGGAACCUGGGAGCAUUAUCACCGACCGUAUCUGCGUUUUAAGUUGUGGUAAGGCUUCUGCCGGCUUCGUCUAGGCCGCCGCUAACUCGCAACCUUAGAUACUCCAGAUGGACUGAAGCCAAGAUACAGGAGACCAAUUGCUGAAAGCCUGCAAGGUAGUCUACGAAUCCCAA
Messenger RNA from Hyaloscypha bicolor E, 2653 nucleotides. RefSeq lists its product as uncharacterized. The transcript has a single exon. NCBI's taxonomy places the organism in Eukaryota, Fungi, Ascomycota, Leotiomycetes, Helotiales, Hyaloscyphaceae. Bases 44 to 2554 code for a protein of 836 amino acids. The record is from RefSeq and is a predicted model, not a curated record.